AUGCUGACUCAUGUCACCACUGAUUUUGAAAGUGAAGAUCUGACUCUCAUUAAAUCUAAUCUUUACUUAUCUCCAAGUGAGGUUUUAAGAUUCUUAUCAUUGAUAUACUAUCAAGUACUUAAGCAAUUGAAUGAGAAAGAUAUCAAUGCAACUUAAUUUAUAUAAUCACAGUCAGUGUCUCUUGAUCCAAUGAUCAUCCUUAGAGAAGCAUCUGUGAUACUAGAAUUUCAAACAAAGGAUUUGAUACAGAGAUACUCAAAAUCCUUAAUUUAAAAAAAUAUCGAUCAGCUAAAUUAUCUCUGUACCUGUGUAGAUAAAUUAGUCUUUGGAUAGUUUAUUAGUUCAUAAAAUUGGUAAGUUCUAAAAGAAUUAAUGGUUGAAAAGAACUUAGAGAUUUAAGAAAAAUAUGGAUAUGAUGUUGAUCUCUCAGAUAAAGCAAUGAUCGAGGAAAAAUAAGUUGAGAAAAGAUUAACAGAAAUUUAAGAAGAGAUCAAAGAUAUUAAAAGCUUAAAGUAAAAUGAAAUUGAAUAUAUAGCCAAAACAAAAUGGAUUCCAGCCCAUCAUAUCUUGGACAUACUUCAAAAUAUUAAUUAGGACACCAAGGUCUAAAUAUACAUAGAUCUUAUGGACAAAAUUUAGGAUGUGUACACUUUUUAAUUUAGACUCUUUGCAUCAAAGUCAUUAAUGUUUUUGAAGUAAAUAGAUGAAAAAAAUCUCUCUUAAAAUGAUCAAUUUAUCAAGAAUAUGAGUGCAAAUGUUUUUAGGAGGCUAAGAGGAAACUUUCCAGAGCUUAAGGGGUUUCUAUAUAACUUAAAGUCACUCCAUAUCUUUGAUGAAGUUAAAAUACUUAAAGCAGAAAGUCUAAAUAUGAUUACAAAAAUUAGAAAAAAUGAGGUAUCUUAAUAGUUUCUGGAAAGAGUGAUAAUUUAAUAUUCAGAUAAGGAAGAGGAAGUUUUAAAAAAUCUUAAAGGUAAAGUUUAAUAGAGCUAUAAAUAUUUGAAUUCAACUUUUUAAAAAUCAGUUCAUAACAAUGUGAAUACCUAGAUCAUUGGUUCAUUUGAUUUAGGAACACUUUAUGUCCAAUAUCAUCAUUAUAGAUUAGAUUUAGCUGUAUGUUCAGAACUCUUUGAGGAUCCCUUUAAGUUUUUAGAAAGUAUUUUGCCAUUGCUGAAGCUUAAUGAUUCAUAAAUAAUAGCAAAAAAUCAUGAAUUUAGUGAAAAGACUAAAAUAAAUAGGUAAUAUUUCACUCUAAGAUGUUCUAACCCAGAGCAUGAGAAUGAUUUUGAUAUAUAUUUAAUAUUUACCAAAGGAAAAGAUGAUUAUAUUGUUAAGUAGCAUAAUGAAUUUAAAGAAGUGUUAAACAAAUGCUAUAAACUCAAAUUAGCCUACAGGACUAUUAGUGCUUGGGCUAAGGAGUAUCUAUAUGAUAACACAGUUGAUUUCGAUAUGUUUUCACAAUAUGAAUUACAGCUUUUGUUUAUAGAUUUCUUGAAACAUAACUAAAUCUUCACACAAGAUCUGAGUUAAAUGAAAGUUAAUUUUCUCUAGUUUGAUUCAUAGCAAUUCUUUAUCGAUUUCUUUAUCUAUCUGCUAAUUACUUUUAAAGCAGUUUAGGUCAAUCCAAUCUAAACUCCGGCAUUAGAUGAAAAAUGCUCAAAUAAAGAUUAUAAAUAAGCCUAAGACUAAGAUAUUAAAAUUUAGGAUAAUUAUUCAUUUUACCAAAUGAAGGAUAAGUUGGGUAAUUAUGUAGACACGAGGAUAUUAUUUAGAGACUAUAUGGAUGUAACAAGCAUGUUUAGGUAGAUAAACUAAACACUAAAGCAGAUAAUAGAUGGUAUUAAUUUCUUUGAUUGA
Messenger RNA from Stylonychia lemnae, 1854 nucleotides. Lineage: Eukaryota; Ciliophora; Spirotrichea; Sporadotrichida; Oxytrichidae. The record is from the annotation of a GenBank genome assembly.